GUCUUUCAGCCUUCACCUCGCUCUCCUCAGCCUUCCAACAAAAAGCCCACUAAAACCCUCCUCCUCUUUUCUUUUAUUCACAAUGUCCGCUCAAAUCUCCGCGUACUUGAACAACACCGGCGACCGCGAUAAGGUCAUGGCCAUCGUGCAGUUCCUGCCCCUGGCCCUCACUGGCCCCGCCAGCGAUGCCGGCUGCGCCUCCCUGAGCAAGUCCCUCGGCAACCUGUCCGCCAUGGCGGAUGGCUACCGUGCGAUUACUCGUCUGGCGCUCCUCUUCAACGCGCUGUCGAAGCCGACGCUGGAGGGGCUCGCGAAGCCGUCGGGUGAUGUGUUGAUCGACCGCGUGGACCAGCUCGGCCACUUCUUCCACGUCUUCUACUGCCUCUUUGAGAACUCGGCCGUGCUGGCCAGCCACGGCGUCUACCCGAAGUCCAUCGCCCGUCUCGGUGGCUGCGCCGUCACCUGCUGGUUCUAUGUGCUGCUGACCGGCCUCAUCCGCGAGGCGUACGUGCUGGCGAAGAAGAAGAACACGCCGGAGGAGCAGAAGCGCCACAUCAUCACGACGGUGAAGCUCGGCUGCUUCUUCAUCUUCUCCAUGACGUGCAUCCCGAAGGGCGGCCCGCAGCUGCUGGAGAACGUGAGCGGCCCGCUGGUGCCGCUGCACAAGGCACUGCAGCUGAUCGCGCCGAAGCACCUGCCCCUCAACGACAGCAUUCGUGGUCUGCUCGGCCUGAUUGCUUCCAUCUGCGACUUCUACUAA
Leptomonas pyrrhocoris is the source of this 760-nucleotide messenger RNA. RefSeq names its product putative Gim5a protein. The record is from RefSeq and is a predicted model, not a curated record. Gene Ontology annotation, cellular component: peroxisomal membrane. The transcript has a single exon. Bases 83 to 760 code for a protein of 225 amino acids. Gene Ontology annotation, biological process: peroxisome fission. Lineage: Eukaryota; Euglenozoa; Kinetoplastea; Trypanosomatida; Trypanosomatidae.